Messenger RNA from Aspergillus versicolor CBS 583.65, 1641 nucleotides. Its product is annotated as alpha-amylase. The transcript has 2 exons. The record is from RefSeq and is a predicted model, not a curated record. Gene Ontology annotation, molecular function: alpha-amylase activity; calcium ion binding. NCBI's taxonomy places the organism in Eukaryota, Fungi, Ascomycota, Eurotiomycetes, Eurotiales, Aspergillaceae. Bases 1 to 1641 code for a protein of 546 amino acids. Gene Ontology annotation, biological process: carbohydrate catabolic process.
AUGUCAUUCUUUUCCCUCUCGUACUUCAGCCUCGUCGCUAGCAUUCACCUUCUUGGCCUUUUCCACCCAUCACUGGCCGCCAAUACCGCAGCAUGGAAGUCCAGAUCCAUCUACCAGACCAUGACCGACAGGUUCGCGCGAACCGACGGGUCAACAUCGGCGAAAUGCAACACCACAGCCGGUUUAUAUUGUGGAGGAACAUGGCGGGGGACAAUCAAUCAUCUAGACUAUAUCCAGGGGAUGGGAUUUGACGCAGUCAUGAUCUCGCCCAUUGUUGAGAAUGUGGAAGGCCAUGUAUCGUAUGGUGAAGCCUACCACGGAUACUGGCCGCUGGAUCUAUAUUCGUUGAACUCACAUUUCGGGACACACCAGGAUCUAUUGGAUCUUAGUAGAGCGCUUCAUGACCGAGACAUGUAUCUGAUGAUGGACACGGUCAUCAACAACAUGGCGUACAUCACCGACGGCAAAAACCCAGCGACAAAUAUCGACUAUUCGGCAUUUACACCGUUUAACAACUCCGACUAUUUCCACGAGUACUGCAAGAUCCACGACUGGAAUGACUGGGACGAGGCCCAGCUGUGUCAGACUGGCGAUACCAAGGUCGCCCUACCGGAUCUGUAUACCGAACACGAGGAUGUCCAGGACAUGCUCGCGAGCUGGGCGAAUGAGAUGAUCAAGACGUACUCGAUCGACGGUCUGCGCAUUGACGCCGCAAAGCACAUCAACAAUGCAUCUCUUCAGAAUUUCCAAAAUAAUGUCGACAUCUUCAUGACGGGUGAAGUCCUGCAGCGCGAGGUCGAGACGAUCUGUAACUACCAGGGCCACUAUAUCAACAGUGUUCCCAACUACCCGAUCUACUACUCCAUGCUUGAGGCCUUUACCAAGGGUAAUACGACGGAUCUCUUCCUGCAAGUGGAGACCAUGAAGCAAUCCUGCCGCGAUAUUACUGCAUUUGUGUCGUUUUCUGAGAACCACGAUAUCCAACGGAUCCCCAGCUGGAUGCCUGAGAUGGCGAUUGCCAAAAACACGUUAACAUUCACAAUGCUCUUCGACGGCAUCCCCAUGAUCUACCAAGGCCAAGAGCAACACUUCUCCGGCGCCGGGCAGCCCAGGAACCGCGAAGCGCUGUGGCUGUCCAAAUACGACACCAACGCCGAGCUAUACAAACUAAUAACCAAGCUGAACCUGCUCCGCAAGCACGCCAUUAAGCUCGGCCACGACUACGUCAAUGAACAGACGACCCCCAUCUACGUGGGGUCCAGCGAGCUCGUGUUCCGGAAGGGCGUGGAGGGCCGGCACACGAUCAUGAUCCUCUCGAACCAGGGGGCCAAGGGGGGUGCUUAUACGAUUGAGUUGCCUGUGAGCUAUAAUGCCGGCGAGGUGGUGACGGAUGUCCUCAACUGUGUGAAUUAUACGGUUUUGGAUGAAGGGCAGCUGCAGGUGAAGCUGGACAAAGGCGAGCCGCGGGUGCUUUUCCCGGCGGAUAUGUUGAAGGGGAGUGGCCUCUGUGGGAAUCCAUUGGACAAUAUUACCCUGACGGAGGUCAGGACUGGAGAGAAGCCGUCAUCUGCGAGCAGGAUUAUGCUGACAGGAAGUGCAGUGGUUGGAUUCCUGGCUGUGGCAGCUACCUUGGUUCUGUGA